Molecule: messenger RNA, 612 nt
Organism: Leishmania braziliensis MHOM/BR/75/M2904
Lineage: Eukaryota; Euglenozoa; Kinetoplastea; Trypanosomatida; Trypanosomatidae
Product: putative guanylate kinase
Exons: 1
Coding region: 1-612 (203 amino acids)
Biological process (GO): purine nucleotide metabolic process
Cellular component (GO): cytosol
Molecular function (GO): GMP kinase activity
Source: RefSeq, a predicted model, not a curated record
AUGAACAAGCCUCUGAACGCGUUGGUGGUGUGCGGCCCAUCUGGUGUAGGCAAGGGAACCCUACUGGGCCGCCUUAUCCGUGAGUACCCCAACCGCUUCGCCUACUCGGUGUCGCACACAACUCGUAAACCACGUCAGGGAGAGGUAGAUGGCCGUGAGUAUCACUUCAUAGACUGUGAGAGCAUCCUCAAGAUGCGCGACAACAACGAGUUCCUCGAACUGUGCGACGUGCACGGUAACCUCUACGGCACGAGCGUCGCCGCCGUGCACGCCGUACAGCAGGAGGGGAAGGUGUGCAUCAUCGAGAUAGAUGUGAAGGGGGCACAGAAACUGUUCGACCGCACCGACAAGGCGCUGAACGCCGUGUACUUCUUCAUAACGGCUCCAAAGGAAGAGCUGCGCAAGCGCAUCAUGAAGCGUGGCGCCGAUAAUGAGGCGAUGCUGCAGCGGCGUCUUGAGACAGCCGAGUCAGAGUACAAGUUUCUCGAGGAGAAUCCCGACUUCUUCUCCGUGCUGCUGGUGAAUGAUGAGCUGGAGGCGGCGUACGCUGGUCUCUUGGCCGCCAUCAAUGACCAGCUGAGGAAGCACAACAUGGAGAAACUGACUGCCUAG